This is a messenger RNA of Plasmodium yoelii, 945 nucleotides long. RefSeq lists its product as uncharacterized. The record is from RefSeq and is a predicted model, not a curated record. NCBI's taxonomy places the organism in Eukaryota, Apicomplexa, Aconoidasida, Haemosporida, Plasmodiidae. Bases 1 to 945 code for a protein of 314 amino acids. The transcript has 3 exons.
AUGGAUAAGAGAGUGUGUAGAAAUUUUUUUGCUAUAAGGAAAUCGAUUUCCGAUCAAUUGGACAAUAAUGGAAAUUAUAAACUUAUUAUUGAAAAUAAUUUAAAAGGGUAUUGUAGUGGUAAUAGGUGUGUUAAUGAGCUCGAAAAAAUUAAUGCUGGAUGUUUAUAUUUGCUUGAUGCAUUUUUUAAGGAUGCUUCUGCGUUUAAUUAUCAUAAUAACAUCAAUAUUGUUGAAUACAUUAUAAUAUGGUUAAGUUAUAUGUUAAACCUAAAGAAACAAGUAGAAAAUAAGACCCAUCUACAAUAUUUUUAUGAGACAUAUAUAAAUAAUAAUGAGUAUAAAAGGUCUAUAAAAGGUGUUACGGAGUAUAAUAGUUAUAAGAAUCUUAUAGAUAAAAAAAUUGAUUUGAUAAAUAUGGAUAUGAAAAUUAUAUCUAAAUUUUAUGAUGCAUUUAGUACAUUAUGUAAUAUGUAUGUUGAAAUUAAUGAAGAUAAUCCAAAUUGCGAGCAUUAUUUAAAUAAAGCUAAUGAAUUUGUUGGGAAAUAUAAAAAACUUAUGGAAGAUUCUAAUAUUACCAAAAACAGUUCAUGUCGUCAAAUUUUGGUUAAUUUAUCAAAUGAUUAUGAUAAUUUUAAAAAGAAAUGUAAUGAUAUUAAAUGCUCCAAUUCUUCAUCCUUCCCAACGAUAGAAAAAACAGCAAAUUUUGUAGAAACUAUUGAACAAUAUUCUGGACAAACCGGACAAAUUUAUACUCAUAUUUCUGAAGAUGCAUCAUCAAGUUCAUCGAUAACAAGCAAAUUAUUUAUAGUUUUGUCAAUAUUUGGUGCAAUAGCAUUUUUUUUAGGAAUUUCUUAUAAGUAUUCGUUAUUUGGAUUUCGGAAACGAGUUCAAAAACAAAAAUUAAGAGAAAAAAUAAAAAAUAUAAAGAAGAGAAUAAAUCAUUAA